Messenger RNA from Penicillium cinerascens, 618 nucleotides. RefSeq lists its product as uncharacterized. NCBI's taxonomy places the organism in Eukaryota, Fungi, Ascomycota, Eurotiomycetes, Eurotiales, Aspergillaceae. The record is from RefSeq and is a predicted model, not a curated record. Bases 1 to 618 code for a protein of 205 amino acids. The transcript has a single exon.
AUGGCCGAGUUCCCACAAGACGUCCAACAUUGGAAUAACUCAACGAGUUUUACUGCUCUACUCAAGUUGAAUAAGAAGUUUCUUCGAGGUGAAAUUUUAUCGUCUCCUUAUCAUUACGGCCCCAUUGAGGAGGAAACACUUAGCCUUGUUCCUGCUUUGUUGAAACUACACGACCGGCAGAUUUUUACGUGGUCCAGCCAACCAUACUUACGUGAACGCAAUAGAGGAGACAAUGGCAAAUUUUACGACCACUGGCAACGACCUUUUAUCUCCUUUAUCGUGGCCGAGAAAAACAAUCCGCGGAAACUCUUUCAAGAAUUGAAACGAAAAAGAGAUAUCAAAGUUCACGCACGAAAGGUUUACUCGCCUGAGGCUGCUGUACAAGGAUCAUUCACUAAGACAAAGAUUGUUACCAAAUAUCGACGUUCGUACUUUUGGCGGCGAUGGAAAGCUUUUACCGCUGUUGAUCCGGCGGCAGAUAUAGCAGAGGAGGACAUUUUCUGCCUAGACGCUAUGAAGCAAGCAGGACCAUGGGAAUUCGACGUUGUCGCAGCUUCGUGGAAGGAUGUCGAUAUUACAGGAAUUGUUAUAGACGCAGUUGGUGCGUCACAGGCAUGA